UGCUCAGCUGUGGCGUACCACGCUGUAAGGAGAUGCAGUGUCGUAGCAAGUGUGGUUUGUGCCUCCACCGCGUCCAACGCCCUAUUGUUGAUGAUUGGCAAAUUCGAACAAGGCGAAGACCACAAUGGCCAGCCCCGGGCACAAGAUUGAUUUCAAAGGGGUGGAAUCACUGGAAUGACUCGAGAAAGAACUUAUGCUUGUGACGGUUGGCAAUGAGGAGUGCUCCUGGAGUUCCAAAAUCUGCCUCCACCCACAACUUCAUCUUGUAUACUGUCGUUUUUACGCUGUCCUUCUUCUUGCUCUUUCCAUGUCUCAGUGGCGUCAGGAACCAGGACAAGCUGUGGCAGAAAAGCUGAGGACAUUGAGCCAGCUAGCUGGUUUCCUGGAAGAAAAGAAGCCUUGCGGCUGAAGCAAGUACCAAUUAUGUGAAAUGAUGAGUUUGCAUCUUUUACCAAAAUGCCUUUGAUGAUGAAUGUACAUUAAAUACAUUGAAUAAAAGCUGAAACGUCUUAUAUUGAACAAAUUUAAACAAAGAAAAUGGAAAAGAUCAACAUAACCAAAUCACUGAUUUAGUAAAUAUCUUUCAUAAAUGGCACCAAGUUUCAAAUUUCA
Molecule: messenger RNA, 612 nt
Organism: Linum tenue
Lineage: Eukaryota; Viridiplantae; Streptophyta; Magnoliopsida; Malpighiales; Linaceae
Source: the annotation of a GenBank genome assembly